This is a messenger RNA of Oryctolagus cuniculus (rabbit), 919 nucleotides long. NCBI's taxonomy places the organism in Eukaryota, Metazoa, Chordata, Mammalia, Lagomorpha, Leporidae. The record is from RefSeq and is a predicted model, not a curated record.
GGAGUCGGCCGUAGGUGCCUGCCUGCGACAGGGUAGCAACCCUCAGCAGAUCAGAGCGAGUGGGCGCAGCUGGAGUUCCUGGUGUGGCCCCUGUCCAAGAAGCCGCUCAGAUAUGAAGCAUCAACAAAUGAAUGAAUGAAUGAAGAGCUGGGAAUAGCCUAUCCAAUCACUGACGGGAUGCCUAAUAUGAUACCACAGGCAGCAAGGAUGACCCAUCAGGAUAAGAAGAAGAAACGGAGCAGCACUAGACCAUAAUUUUUAAAAACCACACCAACUGUUCUCAAUACCAUACCCAUUUUAAAACAAGGUGGCAGCUAUUAAGUGGGAGAAGAGAAUGUUUCCGUCUCUUCCUACACUGACCAUCCUUAUUCCACUGAUUUCUCUCACAGGUCUUUUCUACGCGGCCUCUGUGGAAGAAAACUUCCCACAAGGCUGCACUGGCACUACCAGCUUCUGCUUCUACAGCUUGCUCCUGCCCAUUACCAUACCAGUGUAUGUGUUCUUCCACCUCUGGACUUGGAUGGGGAUUAAACUCUUCAGGCAUAACUAAGGGAGCCAGAGCCAAGGUGGUCUAUGGAUUCGUGAUACGUCUAGGGCAUCCAUCUCUGCAAGUUCAACUAGGUGGAAAUGCUGGAGACACAUUGCAUUUGCAGGAAAGAUCUUUGCCUCGCUUCUCAGGAUUGGGCCUACGAGAGACAUGCUGCAGAAGCUUCUUUUAUUGUACUUUAGUUCGGACAGCCCUUGUGUUUUGAGGGUUCUGACAGGACUGCUGUGUCAGAAGGAACUUGUAACAGUGUCUUAUUGGAGCUUAACACCCCUAAUGCUCAUCUGGUGACCAUUUCUUAGCCCAUUCAUCUAAAAGUUAGCCAUUUGUAAUUUUGUUUGUUUAGCUUCAAGCUUGUUGGUAAAGUGACUUAGU